AUUAUAAAUUUUAGUUAAACUGGCAUAUGAAUUUUUUAAAUUCUACAUGGCUAUGCUACUUUGCUUUGGGUCUAUUAUGGAUCCACGGAAGCAGAGGAGCAAAUUUUCCGAGAUUAUCCCAUGAAACAGUUAGAAAUACACAUGCGCAGUUGUUCCGCAUUUCUCCUAAUGUAAUUCAACCCGGAUGUGUGAACAAAAAUCUCAGUUUAAAAACAGUAAUACCAGCUAAUAUAUAUCUUUGUUCUAUACGUCUAGACGAACAAACUGGGAAAUGUGAUAUAUAUCCUUUUGCUCUAGUGCGUGACAUUUAUAACAAAGUUCGUGAUUUAUUAUCCUCUAAGUUACAGAAGAUUCAACAAAACCGUAAAGAUGCUUUUAAUAGUACCCAUCCUCUACGACACCAGAAAUGGGUUAUUACAUUGCAAAAAAAGCGGGGAUUCUUUGGAUUGAAAUAUCAAACGGAACAGAUAGUUAUUGAUUUUAUGGAUAAUGGUGUACUAAAAACACAACAGGGUCAGAAUGGAAUCUGGUGGUAUGAAUAUGGAAAUAUUAACUGGAAAAUAUAUAUGGACCCAUCAGUAAAUGUAGCGACCUAUUUCACUGCCCAGUUUUGCUGGAACAAUUUCGGGAAGUCAGCGUUUAUGAGAAGGGGUGUUGUUUAUCAAGACAGGCCACCAAACGGUUGGUUACCGCAAUAUUUAUUUCGACCUGUAGUUGCCAAGUUCACAGGAGAGGGCAUUGUUUGACUAAUGUAUAAAUAAAUCAAAAGGUUAUUAGUAAAUUUAUCCGCUGAAACAGCCAUUUAAGAUAUAGCCAGAUCGUA
Babesia bovis T2Bo is the source of this 823-nucleotide messenger RNA. RefSeq lists its product as uncharacterized. Lineage: Eukaryota; Apicomplexa; Aconoidasida; Piroplasmida; Babesiidae. Bases 27 to 746 code for a protein of 239 amino acids. The record is from RefSeq and is a predicted model, not a curated record. The transcript has 4 exons.